Alexandromys fortis (reed vole) is the source of this 2906-nucleotide messenger RNA. It is a transcript of the gene Grin1, whose product is annotated as glutamate ionotropic receptor NMDA type subunit 1. Gene Ontology annotation, cellular component: plasma membrane; NMDA selective glutamate receptor complex; synapse. Gene Ontology annotation, biological process: monoatomic ion transport; regulation of membrane potential; ionotropic glutamate receptor signaling pathway. Gene Ontology annotation, molecular function: NMDA glutamate receptor activity. The coding region runs from base 1 to 2832 and encodes 943 amino acids. The record is from RefSeq and is a predicted model, not a curated record. The transcript has 21 exons. NCBI's taxonomy places the organism in Eukaryota, Metazoa, Chordata, Mammalia, Rodentia, Cricetidae.
AUGAGCACCAUGCACCUGCUGACAUUCGCCCUGCUUUUUUCCUGCUCCUUCGCCCGCGCCGCCUGCGACCCCAAGAUCGUCAACAUCGGCGCGGUGCUGAGCACGCGCAAGCACGAGCAGAUGUUCCGCGAGGCCGUGAACCAGGCCAAUAAGCGACACGGCUCUUGGAAGAUACAGCUCAAUGCCACCUCUGUCACCCACAAGCCCAACGCCAUACAGAUGGCCCUGUCAGUGUGUGAGGACCUCAUCUCCAGCCAGGUCUACGCAAUCCUAGUUAGCCACCCACCUACCCCCAACGACCACUUCACCCCCACUCCCGUCUCCUACACAGCUGGUUUCUACAGAAUCCCCGUUCUGGGAUUGACGACCCGAAUGUCCAUCUACUCUGACAAGAGCAUCCACCUGAGCUUCCUACGGACGGUGCCGCCCUACUCCCACCAGUCCAGCGUCUGGUUUGAGAUGAUGCGCGUGUACAACUGGAAUCACAUCAUCCUGCUGGUCAGCGACGACCACGAGGGCCGGGCGGCGCAGAAGCGCCUGGAGACAUUGCUGGAGGAGCGCGAGUCCAAGAGUAAAAAAAGGAACUAUGAAAACCUCGACCAACUGUCCUAUGACAACAAGCGCGGACCCAAGGCCGAGAAGGUGCUGCAGUUCGACCCGGGAACCAAGAACGUGACGGCUCUGCUGAUGGAGGCCCGGGAACUGGAAGCCAGGGUCAUCAUCCUAUCUGCGAGCGAGGACGACGCUGCCACCGUGUACCGCGCAGCCGCGAUGCUGAACAUGACGGGCUCUGGGUACGUGUGGCUGGUGGGGGAGCGCGAGAUCUCGGGGAACGCCCUGCGUUACGCCCCAGACGGCAUCAUCGGACUGCAGCUCAUUAACGGCAAGAACGAGUCGGCCCAUAUCAGCGACGCCGUGGGCGUGGUAGCGCAGGCAGUCCACGAGCUGCUAGAGAAGGAGAACAUCACCGACCCGCCGCGGGGUUGCGUGGGCAACACCAACAUCUGGAAGACAGGACCACUGUUCAAGAGGGUACUGAUGUCUUCCAAGUACGCGGAUGGAGUGACUGGCCGUGUGGAAUUCAAUGAGGAUGGGGACCGAAAGUUUGCCAACUAUAGCAUCAUGAACCUGCAGAACCGAAAGCUGGUGCAAGUGGGCAUCUACAACGGCACCCAUGUCAUCCCAAAUGACAGGAAGAUCAUCUGGCCCGGGGGAGAGACAGAGAAGCCUCGAGGGUACCAGAUGUCCACGAGAUUAAAGAUAGUGACAAUCCACCAAGAGCCCUUUGUGUACGUCAAACCCACACUGAGUGAUGGGACAUGCAAGGAAGAAUUCACGGUUAACGGUGACCCAGUCAAGAAGGUGAUCUGCACAGGGCCCAAUGACACCUCGCCAGGCAGCCCACGCCACACGGUGCCUCAGUGCUGCUAUGGCUUCUGCAUUGACCUGCUCAUCAAGUUGGCACGGACCAUGAACUUUACCUACGAGGUCCACCUGGUGGCAGAUGGCAAGUUUGGCACACAGGAGCGGGUAAACAACAGCAACAAAAAGGAGUGGAAUGGGAUGAUGGGAGAGCUGCUCAGUGGUCAAGCAGACAUGAUUGUGGCACCUCUGACCAUCAACAAUGAGCGUGCUCAGUACAUAGAGUUCUCCAAGCCCUUCAAGUACCAGGGCCUGACCAUUCUGGUCAAGAAGGAGAUUCCCCGGAGCACGCUGGACUCGUUCAUGCAGCCCUUCCAGAGCACGCUGUGGUUGCUAGUGGGGCUGUCGGUGCACGUGGUGGCCGUAAUGCUCUAUCUGCUGGACCGCUUCAGUCCAUUUGGCCGGUUCAAGGUGAACAGUGAGGAGGAAGAGGAAGAUGCGCUGACCCUGUCCUCCGCCAUGUGGUUCUCCUGGGGUGUCCUGCUUAACUCUGGCAUCGGGGAAGGUGCUCCCCGGAGCUUCUCUGCACGGAUCCUAGGCAUGGUGUGGGCUGGUUUUGCCAUGAUCAUCGUGGCUUCCUAUACUGCCAACCUGGCAGCCUUCCUGGUGCUGGAUCGGCCUGAGGAGCGUAUCACAGGCAUCAAUGACCCCAGGCUCAGAAACCCCUCGGACAAGUUCAUCUAUGCGACUGUGAAGCAGAGUUCCGUGGACAUCUACUUCCGGAGGCAGGUGGAGCUGAGUACCAUGUAUCGGCACAUGGAGAAACACAACUACGAGAGCGCAGCCGAGGCCAUCCAGGCUGUGCGGGACAACAAGCUCCAUGCCUUCAUCUGGGACUCAGCGGUGCUGGAGUUCGAGGCGUCACAGAAAUGUGACCUGGUGACUACGGGUGAGCUGUUCUUCCGCUCAGGCUUCGGCAUCGGCAUGCGCAAGGACAGCCCCUGGAAGCAGAAUGUUUCCCUGUCCAUACUCAAGUCCCAUGAGAAUGGCUUCAUGGAAGAUCUGGAUAAGACAUGGGUUCGGUAUCAGGAAUGUGACUCCCGCAGCAAUGCUCCUGCGACUCUCACUUUUGAGAACAUGGCAGGGGUCUUUAUGCUGGUGGCUGGAGGCAUCGUGGCUGGGAUCUUCCUGAUCUUCAUCGAGAUCGCCUACAAAAGACACAAGGAUGCGCGUAGGAAGCAGAUGCAGCUGGCUUUUGCAGCAGUGAACGUGUGGAGGAAGAACCUGCAGGAUAGAAAGAGUGGUAGAGCAGAGCCCGACCCUAAAAAGAAAGCCACAUUUAGGGCUAUCACCUCCACCCUGGCCUCCAGCUUCAAGAGACGUAGGUCCUCCAAAGACACGCAGUACCAUCCCACUGAUAUCACGGGCCCGCUCAACCUCUCAGAUCCCUCGGUCAGCACCGUGGUGUGAGGCCCCCGGAGGCGCCCACCUGCCCAGUUAGCCCGGCCAAGGACACUGAUGAGUCCUGCUGCUCGGGAAGGCCU